GGAGUUUGGGUGCUGUUUCUCGCACCCAGUGUUCCGUCUGGAACUCCCUGCUCUUUCUGGGAAGUGUAUAUUUUCUCUGCUCUGGCUCUAGCUGCAAAUACGCCGCUUCGUUCUCGCUGAUCCGGAUGCGGAAGGUGAAAUGAGUUCGGACGUGGAGCAGGUCCUGGAAGCUGCUGAUUUUGCAGCAAACAAGCACAAAAAUCAACGGCGUAAAGACCCAGAGGGGACCCCCUACAUCAAUCACCCGCUGGGUGUUGCCCGAAUUUUGGCCCACGAAGCUGGAAUUACAGAUGUGGUUGUCUUACAGGCCGCACUUCUGCACGACACUGUUGAAGAUACGGACACUACGUUUACAGAGAUUGCAGAGAGGUUUGGAGAGAAGGUGAGGAGUAUUGUUGCUGAAGUGACAGACGAUAAGUCUCUAUCAAAGGAGAAACGGAAGGAGUUACAGAUCCAACAUGCCCCUCACUGCAGCUACGAAGCUAAACUAGUGAAACUGGCAGAUAAACUGUACAACCUGAGGGAUCUCAAACGCUGCACUCCAGCAGGAUGGACAGAGAAACGCGUUGAACAAUAUUUCAUCUGGGCUUCCCAAGUGGUUGCUGGACUUCGAGGAACGAAUCAGAUCCUUGAAAAGAGCCUGGAUGCACUUUUCAAAGAAAGAAAUAUUCUUACUGGAUAAUGAGGUUUUGUUUGAAAUUGAUUACAUUUUAAGAUAGAAGAUCGUGCAGUACUUUACCAUUAGGUCUAUCAUUGUGGAAUGAAGUUUUAAAUGACAAGAUAAUAAUCUCUAAAUUUAAAUAUUCAAGAAUGUCCUUGAUGAUCAGAUUGAAUGAAUAUAUCAAUGCUGCUCAUUUACCUUGUGCUGUGAAUCCCUCCCUGUUUUAUUGUCUUUAAAAUAAAACAUUUUUGUUCUGUGGGUUA
Molecule: messenger RNA, 924 nt
Organism: Stegostoma tigrinum
Lineage: Eukaryota; Metazoa; Chordata; Chondrichthyes; Orectolobiformes; Stegostomatidae
Gene: hddc3
Product: HD domain containing 3
Exons: 4
Coding region: 140-682 (180 amino acids)
Molecular function (GO): guanosine-3',5'-bis(diphosphate) 3'-diphosphatase activity
Source: RefSeq, a predicted model, not a curated record